Messenger RNA from Aspergillus brunneoviolaceus CBS 621.78, 1047 nucleotides. Its product is annotated as ALDH-like protein. The transcript has 14 exons. NCBI's taxonomy places the organism in Eukaryota, Fungi, Ascomycota, Eurotiomycetes, Eurotiales, Aspergillaceae. The record is from RefSeq and is a predicted model, not a curated record. The coding region runs from base 1 to 1047 and encodes 348 amino acids. Gene Ontology annotation, molecular function: aldehyde dehydrogenase (NAD+) activity.
AUGACAUGGGGGAGACACAGUGACUGUCACCGAUCCUCGAACCCUCACCGAGCUAUGACCGACGAGGCGGUACAGGCAGCCCGUGAGGCCUUCCCCAUCUGGAAAGCCCGGCCUCUGGAAGAUCGACAGCAAUGUCUGCACCGGAUAGCAGAUGAGCUGGAGAAUCGACAAGACGGGCUCCGUCCUAUUCUUUUCCAAGGAAGGCCGGCGUUGCAGGAGAUUCUGGCGAAUAUUGAGAUUGACGAUGCCUUGCGGUUCUCCUGUUUGAUGACUCUAUUUCUCUCUCUCUCCCAGAGCAAGAUUAGAAAAUUGGGGAUUCAAGCCGCCCAGUCAUGUCCCGAUAAGAUCGAAUAUGAGGCUGGAUCCGUCCGAACUAUAGCAGUGGCCCUGGUGAUGGGCAACUGUGUGAUCGUAAAGCCCUCCCCAAUGACCCGGUACGCGACUCUGGAAUUUGGGUUACUCCAGGCGCUAAAUGGGGGCAACGAGAUCGGGGCGCGCAUGACCACCCAUCCGGGCAUCGGCAAGAUCAGCUUCACCGAUUUCACCGCCACAGGCUGCCGUAUAGCAGAAAGCGCGGGGCGGUCGCUCAAGCGCGUGACCCUGGAGCUCGGGGCAACGAUGCCAACAUCGUCUGCGCUGAUAUCGAAGUGGACGAGGGGUGCUUUUUCCAUGCGGCGAGUCUACUUCCGUUCCGCCUUCAUUGCUGCAGUUCAAAAGAUCGUCGUCGACCGCGCGGCCGAGCACUCCCCGCUAUUCAGCCCGCUGCAGAAUCGCAUGCACGCCAAACAAGCCCACACCUUCUCUGAACCGCUGCCGGGGCUGUACAUUUCCCCAACCGCGGUGGACCGUCCGCCCAACAAUGCCCGCAUUUGGUCCGACGAGGCCGAGCUCAUCCGUCGCGUGAAUGCCACCGAGAGCAGGUUGGGUGCCUGUUGCAUUGCACGCCAGCUGGAGGUCGGAACGGUAUGGCUCAAUAGUUUCGCGAUCCCCCACCCCCAUGGAUACUUUUCAGGUUGGAAACAAAGUGGAAUCGAAUUUUACAAGUGA